This is a messenger RNA of Fusarium redolens, 1305 nucleotides long. RefSeq lists its product as uncharacterized. The transcript has 2 exons. The record is from RefSeq and is a predicted model, not a curated record. Bases 179 to 922 code for a protein of 247 amino acids. NCBI's taxonomy places the organism in Eukaryota, Fungi, Ascomycota, Sordariomycetes, Hypocreales, Nectriaceae.
CGAUCCUACAAUCGAGAUUGUGUAAGUUCAAAGAAAAACCAACGUCUGAUCCGAUACAGCAGUUUUACUGACCGUGAAUAGGUGGGAGGCUACAAACGUAGCUCUAUGGUUCGUCGCAUCUCUAUGCAGUUUCGUUGAAAUUGCCAAAUACUUCGCAGAGGCCUUGACUCCGUGGACCAUGCUCUUUACACACGUCAUAAAGUUGACCUGCGCAAUCGCCACUCUCGUGCUUGAUAUAGUUGUCUACACUGAGAAACACGACAAGCACUACUCCCUUGUCGCUCUUGGGUUAGACUGUGCUUUUAUCAUCACCUCACUCGUCCUGGUUUUCUACUCCGUGCGAAGAUACCGUCGCCUUUCUGCUUACGACGAUUAUACACACCCUAUCAACGUCAAACCUUAUGGCUUCAACGACGACCUUGAGCGUGAUACUUCAUAUGCUCGACAGUCUACCGACAAGCGCUUUUCUUCAACAUCUUCACGAGCUAGCAUUAUCUCCAAGCGUGAAUCUGUUGAGAUGGGCACCGUCCAGCGAACACCAAGCGUCUAUUCACACAAGCGCGACACUCAAUUCGACGAUUAUGUAGCACGUCGCGGCUCCGUCACGAAAGAACGCAUUGGCAGUGGAGACUUCAGUUACGCUGGAGCUCAAGGCGAGGCUCAAGACUCUGGAGCAACACUUACACCAACUCGCCCAAGGGGCGCCAGUAGCGGUCGAGCAGCGAGCUGGACGAGCGACCGAGGGCUCGUAGCUGUACCAGAAGAGGACGAUGAUACGACAGCGGGCAAGGAAUCCAAGACAGAAAAGGAAAAGAAGGAUCGUGAGGCUCUUUUGGGCAACACUCCUCGCGAGAGCAUUGAUGGCCAAGUUGUUCCACAAGAAGCCGACCUGUCGGAACCCAGGUGGCAGCGCGAACAGUGACAAGGGGAGGGAAUGAGAGUGAUUCAUUGAUAAAGAGAGUCUCAUGAGACUUACACGAGAAGAAGACUAUUUGGUUCCCAUCUCUACGACUGUAUAUACCCACAGGAGAAUUGGCGUUUCAGGGGGGUUUGAGCAGCAUUGAAGGCUGAGUGUUUCGUGAUAUUCGACAAUGAUAGAUGCAAAUAUUUGUUUCACAAUUUGACUCUGAAUGAAUAGUCUUCUCAAUAAUUGAGACCGAAGCUCUUGGUUAUCCUUUUUCUUAAGUGCGAUGGAUGGAUAAAGCGUGUCUUUUGGGUAGGUUGAAGGAAGAAGGUUGACCCAGCUGCUGAAGAGGUAAAUGGUAUUUAUACUACUUAAUUAAGGCAGCAAUUGCAUCAUUGAGG